CAAGCGCCGCAGAUUUCGCGCGGGGCGGGUGUUGUCAUUAGAUUUUCACGUGACGAAAGUGGAUUUUCGUAAGAAACUUGACAACGAAUCAUAUGAAAAUGCCACCGAAAAAGCGGGAGAAAGAAGUGGAUGGACAAAAAGGCCCUCGAAUGGAUCAAAUACAAGCAGACCACGAGCUAUUCCUACAGGCCUUCGAAACCAAUAUUUCUAUAUAGAAAUUUAACUUACAUGAGGCAACGUAUGUCCAGAAGCCAUAAAUCUCGGCGAGGGUUUAAAAUUGACACAAUAUUAGAAAAACUAAUGUCAAAAAAUAAUCAAGAAGAAAAUCCAAGUGUUCGUGGAUAUAUGACUCUUACUUUUCUAGGUUUUUACGAUAAAAAAGGUUUCUGUUGGUACAAGUGAAGUUCCAAUUAAUCCUUGUGAAAAUCAACCCCCUCCAAAAGCACCUACUAUAUCUAUACCUAAUGAAUCUUUCAGUUUAAACAAUGGUCAUGUAGCUAAAACUUACAUGCUUUUACUUAGAGUAUAUUGUACGUCCAAUACUGGCUGCCUUAUGCAUAACUGUGAUUUAGAUGAACCAGCUCAAAAGCGUCGUAAAUCUUCUACGGGUUCAAUCAAAACUGGAGGAGAGGAAAUAAAGUUGUAUGGUUCUGAACUCAUAGUGUAUGAUAAACAUAAUCGAUGUUUAUUGACUGAUGGUGAUUAUGAACUAGGUUUACAAGAAGUACAAACCAAUAUUCGAUCUAGCCCAAAGAAGCACAGCUCUUGGGAGUCUGUACCUGACAUUAAGGAAUGUGGUCCUUUUGAAGUAUUUAGCAAAGGACCAACAUUAAAAUUUAGGCUUAAUUGGACAACUGAACCAAGUAAUGGUUUAGUUGAUAGACCAACUCCAAUUCACCCAGUACCAAAUGGUGAUAAUAAAGAAAAUAGAUCAGGAAAUACUGGUCUGGAACGUUCUUCCACAAAUAAUAAUAGUACCAACAAUAACAAUAACAAUAAUAAUAAUAACAAUAAUUCAACACUGCCAACACCUAGUCCUCUUAAUUCUUCAAGAAUGACAACAUCUAGUGAAAAAACGGAUACUAUUAUGGGUACGCAACAAAUAGUUUAUCAAUUCCUGUAUAAUAAUAAUAGUCGUCAACAAACAGAAGCUUGUGAAGAUUUACAUUGCCCUUGGUGCUCAUUAGACUGUGGAAAACUUUAUUCUCUUUUGAAACAUUUAAAAUUGUGUCAUUCGCGAUUUACAUUUACGUAUGUGCCAAUUCCACAAGGUGCUCGUAUAGAUGUAGCAAUAAACGAAUGUUAUGAUGGUUCUUAUGCUGGUAGUCCUCACGAAUUAAUCUCACAGCCAUCUAAUGUAGCAUUUUCAAGAACAGGACCGACGAGACGUACAAGCGUAACAAAUAUUUUAGUAUGUCGUCCAAAAAGAACUAAGCCAAGUCUCUCUGAAUUUUUAGAGCUUGAUGAGAAUGAAUAUGAAAGCCAAAGACCUUACAUUACAGGACAUAAUAGAUUGUAUCAUCAUACUGUUACAUGUUUACCUAUAUAUCCAAAAGAAAUGGAUAUUGAUUCUGAAGGGGAAAAUGAUCCAAAAUGGUUACAAACAAAAACAAUGAUGAUGAUUGACGAUUUUACAGAUGUAAAUGAAGGGGAAAAAGAACUUAUGAAAAUGUGGAAUUUACAUGUUAUGAAGUAUGGUUAUGUAGGAGACUGCCAAAUACCACUGGCUUGCCAAAUGUUUCUAGAAACUAAAGGAAAGGAAUUGCUCAUGAAAAAUUUGUAUCGUAAUUUUGUUUUACAUAUGUGUAGUUUGUUUGAUUUUGGUCUAAUUAGUCCUGUGGUUUUAUAUCAAACUAUUCAAAAAUUACAAGAAAUUAUGAAAGAAGGAGGUGAAGAUAGUGAUAUUCGAAAAGUUUUACAAAAGUCCCAUGAAGCUCAAGUUGAAAAAUGGCUUAGCUCAGGCUGUCAUGCAUCUUUAGAUGCUAAUAAACAAAAUAGUAUAAGUGCUAAAAUAAAUUUUAAUAACGAUGGAUCAAAUUCUAAUGCGAGACGAAAAACUUCUUUACCGCUUAAUUCACCAAGUUCACAAUCUGUAAAAACGACAGCAUCCAUCCAUAAUAAUGUUAGUAAAUAUGCAAAUAUGAUGACUACAUCAUCAAACAAGACUGUAAAUCAUAAUAGUACAAUUCAAAAUUCUAUGAACAAAAAUACUGCAACAUUUGCGUCUGUACAAAACAAUGCAAAUAAAACUGCUUUUACAGUUUGUGUAACAAACUGUACUAAUAGUAAGACUUCUACAAUGGUUUCAAUAUCCAAUGGGUUAUCUAAUCAGAAUGAAAUAGGACAAAGACAAAUGAAUGAUUUACCAACACGGCGUAAGAGUACAAAUUCGAUAGUUCAAGUUUCAGAGAAUACAACACCUUUACGCCGAAAAUCAAUGGCCAGUGAAAAUGUAACUAUUGAAUAUCAUAGAAGAAAAUUGAUUUUAGAUACAGUACCGAAUAAUGGUAAUACUAACCAAAAACCACCCCAAAAUGGAAAUAGCUAUUAAUAACCGUUAUACAUACGUUACUCUGCUAAUUGUACGUUUUUGUACAGUAUUUGUUGCAAAGAAUAUAACUGCGAUUAGAAUAAUUAACAUUAUAGCUAAUACUUGAUAAUCAUUACUCUAGCUACUAGAUCAAUUUUCUAUAAAUUUGAAAGUUUUAAAUGUAAAAACGAUGCAAAAGACAAACUUUCAGAUAAAUAUAGUGUGAAUAAUUAGAGUAUAGCUCUAAUUGAAAUUUUUGAAAAUAAUUAAAUAUAAAAAAAAAUGUAUUUUGAAUAUAUCGUGACCGAAAAUCUUAUUUCAUAAAAAAAUAUGAUGUGUACCCUCUUUCUUGGUCUAGUCAAUGAUGCUUUUUACGUAUCCAAUUUUCUGAAUUUUCUAUUUGUUUAGUAAUAUAUAAAAAUUAUAUUGCCUCAUAUACUUAUGAUUUUCAUAAUUUUAAGAACGCAAUACUUUAUUAUCAAAAUUGAGAAAAAGUAAAAAAUUAAAGUUAUUAAAUAUAAUAUAUAUUAAAUUUACCAUUUUGAAGGAAAUCAAGGUCACUGAAUAAAUCGUACAUAUUCAUGAUCACAGAUAAUAGAUUAUUCUUUUAUAUGAUAAAAAAGUUAUACCUCCUGUGUAAUGUUAAUUCAAAUUAUAAUCUAUAGAUUAAUCGAUAAAUUUAAUAUCUGAUAAAGAUACGAAACGAAAAAAUUAGUACAUAAUCUCUUAAAAGAUGGGACCUUGGUAUGAUUAUUUCAGAUAUUUCUUCUAAACUCAAUUUGAUAAACUGAGGCUGUAAAUUAAGUUUUACCCCAAAGUAAAGAAUAAACUGUUAUAAAAAGUGCCUUUGUAAAGUGAGAGAAUCUGAAUAUGAGAGUGACUGUCGCCAAUAUAUAACUUUUGCAUUGAGUAUUUGUGAAUAAUAUGUUAAAUAAAUAUUCAAUAUGUUUUUUAUUUAGCAAAAUUUUUGCCGAUUGUCGUUCUCUCAGAUAAACUUAUGAAUGAACUUAGUAAGUUACUCUGUGUAAUAUACACAAUUUUACUGCCGAUGAUCGUUCGAAGAAACGUUUACAUUCCCGUACGUGACGUUUCUUUAUAAUAUAACUAAAUAAAAUUUUGUUUAAUUUUUUAAUAAGUACUGAUUUCUAGGAUAUCUGUUCUCUUCGAACGACUUUGAUCACUGUCCAUUAAUAUUACUACUUAUGCUAGGUUGUAAAUAAAAAAAUACAAUAAACAUAGAAGCAUUAUAAUUUAAAGUGUUCAGUGAUUUUAAUGGAAAUUAUUCAAAUUAUCUUAUGUUUUUUUUGUCUUUUUUUUUUU
Molecule: messenger RNA, 3850 nt
Organism: Heterotrigona itama
Lineage: Eukaryota; Metazoa; Arthropoda; Insecta; Hymenoptera; Apidae
Source: the annotation of a GenBank genome assembly